AUGGGUAAACCAAAGCGCAACGUCCUCGCCGCCGCGCAAGAGGCGCUCUCUCCACCUGCCGAAUUGGAGCCUACCCAAGUCAUCGUGCGCGUGUUGAAGCCCGAGGGAAACAAUUUGUAUACCUGCGAGAUGCCAAACAAGAAGCCCGUGGUGCUCGAGCUCGCCCAGCGAUUCCGCAACACCAUCUGGAUCAAGCGCGGCGGAUAUGUCCUGGCCGAGGGUUAUCCGGUGGGCACCCAGGACAGCAGAGCAAUUGGAGAAAUUAUAAACGUCGUACGAGACGAGAAGCUAUGGCGAAAGCAGGCGUACUGGUAUGGGAUAAGCCUUGUCUAUUUCGGUAUUAUGCAAUUUAUUAAUGAGAUAUUCUAG
Messenger RNA from Trichoderma asperellum CBS 433.97, 369 nucleotides. RefSeq lists its product as uncharacterized. Gene Ontology annotation, cellular component: nucleus. The record is from RefSeq and is a predicted model, not a curated record. Gene Ontology annotation, molecular function: translation initiation factor activity; RNA binding. Gene Ontology annotation, biological process: translational initiation. NCBI's taxonomy places the organism in Eukaryota, Fungi, Ascomycota, Sordariomycetes, Hypocreales, Hypocreaceae.